This is a messenger RNA of Acaulospora morrowiae, 1054 nucleotides long. NCBI's taxonomy places the organism in Eukaryota, Fungi, Glomeromycota, Glomeromycetes, Diversisporales, Acaulosporaceae. The record is from the annotation of a GenBank genome assembly.
AUGCGCAAAAGUCGACUACUAGUUCAUUUAGGAACACGCAAAAGUUUGUUUGUUAACGGAAGAUCCUAUAGUUCCUACAACAAUGGAGACUCAUCUUCAGGUCUUCCAUCGUUGCCAUUGUUUAAGCAGGUGAUUGGUCAUGCAGCGUCGCAAGUUCCGGAAAAAAAAGCAAUUAUCGACUUCCGAGCUGGUACCCGGCAUUCUUAUCGCCAGUUUAUAUCGGAUGUAAUGAAAUUUCGAAAAAGGCUGUUAGAGGAAUCAGGAGCAGUAGGAGGAGACUUGAAUGAAGCAAGAGUGGUCUUUUUGUGUCCCAGCGGUUAUGAAUAUGUAGUGGCGCAAUGGUCAAUAUGGUCGACCGGUGGUAUUGCGGUUCCGUUAAGUACGGCACAUCCACCACCCGAACUGCUUUAUUAUAUUAAUGAUUCUCGAGCUUCAGUGUUUGUCACUCAUCCGGAAUUUCAUGAACUGGCGAGAGACAUAGCGAAGGAUGCCAGAAUCGAUAAAUUGUUGGUGAUCGACAGAAAAGUUCAAAAGUGCGACCAUCAUGAUAGCCACGAGUUCGAGACACCACGUCUUAUUCCGAUGGAUAUUUCUAGACGGGCUAUGAUCAUUUAUACUAGUGGGACGAGUGGUAAAUAUAUAGGUGUUCUGAUGGUGAAUACGAGCAUAACUUUGAAUUGGUCGGUAUUUUUGCUAGGUAAACCAAAAGGGGUUGUGUCGACCCAUGCCAAUCUUACGGCUCAAGUAAAGUCUUUGGUUGAUGCUUGGAGAUAUAGUGAAAAAGAUAAAAUUUUACAUGUACUCCCAUUACAUCAUUUGCACGGUAUCCUUAACGUAGGUUCAAGCAUCGAUUUACCAGUGUUUGUCGUUCGAAAAUUUCAAUUUCUAGAAACUCUGAUCGUUAACUUUCUUGAUCUUAAGGCGUUGACAUGUACACUGUAUGCAGGGGGAACGGUAGAGAUGAUGCCAAAGUUUGAUGCAUCCGAAGUUUGGAAUAGAUGGAUGAAACCGGAGCGAGAUCUUACUCUUUUUAUGGCUGUUCCGACUAUUUAUU